AGAGAGCCAAAGACGGAACCAACUACUACACUAAUCACUUCGCCAACGACGGAGUCAACAACGGAAUCAACAACGGAGCCAACAAUAGAGCCAACAACGGAGCCAACCACUACCCCACCAACGACGGAACCAAUCACUACCCCACCAACCACUAUCCCACCAACGACUACCCCACCAACCACUACCCCACCAACGACUACCCCACCAACGACUACCCCACCAACGACUACCCCACCAACGACUACCCCACCAACGACUACCCCACUAACGACUACCCCACUAACGACUACCCCACCAACCACGAGCCCCACAACAACUCCCCAAACUACAUCCACUGCAAUAGUCCCCACUGAAUUGCCCGUGAAUAUUCCUAGGGCUCAGCAUCUGAUUCUUGCCGAAGUGUUCUUCAAAUUGUACAAGGACCUGAUCGACGCCUACAAAAAGAACGGCGUGACCAAUUUUCCGCCCCUUUCGUGUCAAUCGAUUGUCACUGAUCACCAAUUUUGCUUUGUCUGUCCACCGCAAUUCGGAAUUCUAAAAUUGUUUGAAACUAGAUGCACAUGGAUCCCGCACGCAAUAGCCAACGCUGAUGGAUUCGUAAACGAACGCAAGUUCGACAUCUUGGCAAAAGAUGUUUACACAGAUUUGCGCAACAUGUAUCGAAAGUUACGAACCAACGGCCCGGAACAGCUUGACGAGGCUCCGGAAACAGUCGGUGUCGCAUCUCACGAUGUACCCCUAAUUACCAACAGCUUUGGUACUUUCAAGGAUUUGAAUGUGGAUGACGCUCAUGUCAAAAUUAUUGCUACGUUUGCUACCACUGCCUUGCAAGCGAUUCGUGAUUACAAACGUCUUGUGUUGAACCAAGUAAUCAAAGCACAAGUCAUGGCCGGAAGAAACUUUAAGCUGACUCUGCAACUGGCAAAUUUUGAUGCCAAUGGUUAUCCCGGUAAAUCUCUUGUUUGCGUCGUGGUGGUUUUCGUCCAUCCCACAAUCGAAACUCGCGAACUCGUCAGUCAUUCGUGCUCUGUUGCACCAAAGAAACUUGUUGCGUCUCACAAUGAAACGGACAUAGUGAACGAAAUUCUACUGGCUAUCAAGGAACGAAAAGACUUAUCGCAAAUUGGCCAUUAUUUGAAUGCAUCUCGAGACUGCCUGGUCAAAGAUUUGCCUCUCACCAGUCCCAAUGGCACGAAACUGAGUUACGUUUUCUUCGCGCACCCACGUUCCAGGCCUUCAGGAUGAAGACGAUGGCUGCUGAUUUGGAUUCGUUUUUUAUUAAUCCUGAUAUCCAUCAUCGAAUUUUGCUGGGCCAUUUUUCUCGCCAAA
Daphnia magna is the source of this 1329-nucleotide messenger RNA. RefSeq lists its product as uncharacterized. The transcript is spliced from 2 exons. The annotation marks the transcript as partial. NCBI's taxonomy places the organism in Eukaryota, Metazoa, Arthropoda, Branchiopoda, Diplostraca, Daphniidae. The record is from RefSeq and is a predicted model, not a curated record.